AUGUCCAACGAUAUCAUCCUCUACGAUCUGGCUUCCCGCCAGGGAAAAUCCUGGAGUUUGAACCCAUGGAAACCACGCCUGGUGAUGAACUAUAAGGGUAUCCCAUACAAGACGGAAUUUUUAGAGUAUCCGGAGCUCGAACCUACCUUUAAAAAAUUUGGAAUACCGCCAAACGAGACCGGAAACUUCAAGUACACCUCGCCCACGAUCCGGCUCCCGAACGGCCGGUACGUGAUGGACUCACGCAAGAUCGCGGACGUUUUGGAGGCAGAGUACCCGGACCCGCCACUGCAUCUGGAUUCGCCGUAUCAGGAACGCGUCGAGGAUGUGCUCAAGGAUGUGCUGGACAACUGCCGCCCCAUCUUCGCCCCGCUUGCGCCCAAGGUCUUCCUCAACACGGCGUCGCAGGGGUAUAUUGCGAAGUCGCGCCAAGAGCUUUACGGCAAAACCUUGGAUGAGCUUUACCAAGAAGCGGAGCCGGGGUUCGAGAAGGCCAAAACUGGGAUCAAGAAGCUUGGUGAUUUGCUUGAUGAGAAUCCCGCCGGGCCGUUUUUCGAGGGUAGCAAGCCCAUCUAUGCGGACUUUAUGGUGGUUGCUUGGCUCAAGAUGAUGGAUGGCUUGGGUUGGGCCGAGAGGAUUUUCGCGUGCGAGGGUGGAAAGCAGUUGUUGAGACUGUAUCGGGCUAGCUCUAAGUGGCUGGAAAGAGAUAACUGA
This is a messenger RNA of Exophiala dermatitidis NIH/UT8656, 714 nucleotides long. RefSeq lists its product as uncharacterized. Lineage: Eukaryota; Fungi; Ascomycota; Eurotiomycetes; Chaetothyriales; Herpotrichiellaceae. The transcript has 3 exons. Bases 1 to 714 code for a protein of 237 amino acids. The record is from RefSeq and is a predicted model, not a curated record.